AAACAUUGAUUGACCCAUUUAAAAAAUAACAUACUGAUAUUUUCUUUCUUCAGUAUCACUUUAGGCUGUCCUCUAUCCAUGUUUCUUAGCCAUUUAUGACAAGGUAAAAAGUAAUUAGUUAUAUUUUAAAAAAAUAAGCCAAGCAAAUAAUUCAAUUUAAUUCUUUAAUUAUUCUCUAAUAAUUCUUGUUAGAGGUUGGUUGGUCAAAACUCAGCAGGCCAUAAUGACUUCAACUAAUAAAGCAAUUGAAUUACAACUACAAGUGAAACAAAAUGCAGAAGAAUUACAAGACUUUAUGAAGGAUCUAGAAAACUGGGAAGAAGAUAUUAAACAAAAGGAUAUGGAAUUAAGACGACAGAAUGGUGUCCCUGAAGAGAAUUUACCUCCUAUUCGAAAUAGGAAUUUUAGGAAAAAGAAGAAAGGUAAAGUGAAAGAGUCUUCUAAAAAAACCAAAGAUGAAAACACAAAAAACAGGAUAAAGUCUUAUGAUUAUGAGGCAUGGGCAAAACUUGAUGUGGACAGUAUCCUUGAUGAACUUGACAAAGAAGAGAGUACCCAUGAUUCUGUGUCUCAAGAAUCUGAGUCAGAAGAAGAUGGAAUUCGUGUAGAUUCACAAAUGGCCCUUGCUCUAAAAGAAAAGGGCAAUAAGUACUUCAAACAAGGAAAAUAUGAUGAAGCAAUUGAAUGCUACACCAAAGGCAUGGAUGCCGAUCCAUAUAAUCCCGUGUUGCCAACAAACAGAGCAUCAGCAUACUUUAGAAUGAAAAAGUUUGCUGUUGCUGAGUCUGAUUGUAGUUUAGCAAUUGCCUUGAAUAGGAGUUAUACAAAGGCUUACGCAAGACGAGGUGCUGCUCGAUUUGCUUUGCAAAAAUUAGAGGAUGCCAAAAAAGAUUAUGAAAAAGUAUUAGAACUGGAACCAAAUAACUUCGAAGCAACAAAUGAACUCAGGAAAAUUAAUCAGGCUUUAACAUCCAAAGAAAACUCACACCCAAAGGAAGCUGACACAGUGAUUAAGUCAACCGAAGGAGAGAAAAAACAAUUUGAAGAGCAGCAGAAUAAGCAGCAGGCCAUUUCAGAGAAAGAUCGGGUAAUCCAGAGGAAUUCCACCAUAUGUAUUUUGCUGAGUUUACUCUUAGUUUCUUACAUAUCAGGGAAUGGAUUUUUCAAAGAGGGAAAGUAUGAAAGAGCAAUUGAAUGCUAUACUCGAGGGAUAGCAGCAGAUGGCGAUAAUGCCCUUCUUCCAGCUAACAGAGCAAUGGCCUAUCUGAAGAUUCAGAAAUAUGAAGAGGCAGAAAAGGACUGCACACAAGCUAUUUUGUUAGAUGGCUCAUAUUCUAAAGCUUUUGCCAGAAGAGGAACUGCAAGAACAUUUUUGGGAAAGUUAAAUGAGGCCAAACAAGAUUUUGAAACUGUUUUACUUCUGGAACCUGGAAAUAAGCAAGCGGUAACUGAACUUUCUAAGAUUAAAAAGGAAUUAAUUGAGAAAGGACACUGGGAUGAUGUCUUUCUUGAUUCUACUCAAAGGCAAAACGUGAUAAAACCCAUUGAUAAUCCACUUCAUCCUGGAUCAACUAAACCACUCAAGAAGGUUAUUAUUGAAGAAACUGGUAAUUUGAUACAGACUAUUGAUGUACCAGAGAGCACUACCGCUUCUGCUCCAGAGAGUAAUCCGAUUAAUGAAGCAAAUGUAGCAGCAACCACAGGCGCCGCCAGUAAGAAGAAUUCAGGUCAGGACGACCUUUUGCCCACAGGUGAUAUUCCAAAAGCAAAAGUAUUGAAAAUAGAAGAAAUCAGUGAGACUUCAGCCCUGCAACCUCAAGUUAAUUUGAAACAGGAUGUAUGUCAGUCUUUCCGUGAGAAGAUUUCUGUAGUAGACGAAACUCCUGCUCAGUUUAUCACAACCGUUCUUCCUCCAGUUCCUACCAACUCAUUCCAGCUUGAAUCUGAUUUCAGACAACUGAAAAGUUCUCCAGAUAUGUUAUAUCAGUAUUUGACGAAAAUUGAACCAUCCUUGUAUCCUAAGUUGUUUCAGAAGAAUCUAGAUCCAGAUGUAUUCAACCAAAUCAUUAAAAUUCUGCAUGACUUUUAUAUUGAGAAAGAAAGGCCGUCACUCAUCUUGGAAGUUUUACGAAGGCUUUCUGAGCUAAGAAGGUUUGAUAUGGCAGUGAUGUUUAUGUCAGAACCGGAGAAGAAAAUUGCACAUGUAUUAUUCAACCACAUAGAGAAAUCAGGAUUGAAGGAUAAUUCCGUUGAGGAACUCAAGAAAAGAUAUGGUGGUUGAUUUCCAUUUUUACUGAAGUUAUUGUCUUUGACUUUCACAUGUAAAUUUUUUUCUACUGAAAUAAAGUGCUGUUUUGCUUUUAAGAAAAUGAAAUCAUACAGGAAAGUACUGUCUUUGGAUAUAAGUUAAUUAAUUAUAAAGUGAAUUGUGAUUUAACUAGUGAGACAUGUAUUCAGGUGAAAUAUUUAUAAGUCUUUUUCUGAAAAUAAAAAUAUAAAUAAUGAGGUAUAUUUGUAAAGAUCAGUAUUUUAUAAGUCAUUUUAAAUGUUAGAUAUAGACACAUUCUUCAGUGCCCUGUAAGUGUAGCAUGAUUUCCACAUGACAAGGCUGCUUCAUUAGCAUUAUGAGUAAAUUAUGUUUGUAUAGAGGGAGUUAAGUAGAUAACUAGAUUGUUUCUUUAUAAGACUUUUUAAUAUCAUUGUGCCAGUUCACUAACAAAAUUACUUGCAGGAUACGUAUUUUUAGUAUUUAUGUUGAAAGAGACUUUUAACUAGACUUUUUAUAUUGGUUCAUUGAGGAGCCACAACAUCCUUAGAUUUAAUCCUUCAGGUUUUUUACUCACGAUAUCCGCAUCAUAUAUUAACUAAAGGCACAUAAUCUAAAGCAAGGUGUAAAAAAGUUAAGAACUGGAAAUGUUUGAAUAGUAAUUAGCAUAUAGCUGGCGUGCACGCGUGUGUGAGUGUUGUGUGUGUGGCGUCUAUAAAAGCCUUUGAAAGCAGGGCUAGUAUUCCACUCAUCCUUGUUCUGUACAGUACCUGUCACAGUUCUUUGUACCUAGUUAGGUGCUCAGUUGAUAUUUAUACAAUUUAAUUUAACAGCAAGAAUCAAUUUUAGUAAAUGUUUAAAAGUAGCAACCUAGCAAAUUUUGGGGAUCCUGUGAAUGUUGUUAAGAUCAACUUAAUUUUAGAAGCUAUCAAGUUGUUAAAAAAAUACUAGGUCCCUAUCCUAUAGCUGUUAUCAGCAUUAAUAAUACAGUCAAAUUUAAAACUUUAUUUUACAUUAUUGGUAAUUUUUGUUGCAUCAUACAUUGUUAUGCUUACAAUUGCUUAAAUAAUCAUAAUCUAUUUGCAAAGAUAAUUUUCCAGAUAUAAAUUAUUGAAAUGAUCAUAAUUUGUAUAGCCUCAGUGUUUUGCAGUACACUUAGGACAGAAUUUAUUAAUGCUAUGCAUUGCUAAAUGUACUGUCUUUUUAUGGUAUAGGACAAACAAUAAAAUUUAGCCUUUUAUGUAUAGCUUAUAGAUUUGUAUUGAAUUUUGAAUUACUUGAAUUUUUUUCAAGUGAUUAGUAAGAAGUUGAUUUAGAUGAAUAGAAAAGUAUUCCAAAAGCAAAAAAGUUCUUUCUCAUAUUUUCUUAUGUGAUCCUUAAAAGAAACUUAGAAGGUAGUCAGGGCAGGUAGUGUUAUUGCCAUUUUUAACAUAAGAAAAGGAGAUUCAGAGUCAAUGUUUCCAUUAUUACAAGGCUAAAAAAUAGCAGAGCAGUGCAGAACAUGCUGCUUCUAAUUCUUGAACUACUGCAGUUGCAUUAUUUAUUUUGUGUUAUCUGUAUAGGGACCGGCCUGAAGAAGUAUAAAUCCCAAGAUUUGCUUUAGAAUUUGCAUUAAAAUUAUUAAAAAUGUUAA
Messenger RNA from Miniopterus natalensis, 3899 nucleotides. The record is from RefSeq and is a predicted model, not a curated record. NCBI's taxonomy places the organism in Eukaryota, Metazoa, Chordata, Mammalia, Chiroptera, Miniopteridae.